Prunus avium (sweet cherry) is the source of this 2051-nucleotide messenger RNA. The record is from RefSeq and is a predicted model, not a curated record. Lineage: Eukaryota; Viridiplantae; Streptophyta; Magnoliopsida; Rosales; Rosaceae.
CUCUCUCUCUCUCUCUCUCUCUCUCAAAAUAGCAAGUUAGCAACUACAAGCUCUUCCAUGGAGUUUAGAAUUUACUGAAUUCUCUUCCAAAUUUAGCUGUCUGCCUCAACCCCCAUAAUGCCACACUAUACCUACUAUCUACCUUUACACUGAGCUAAUGAUGAUUCUCCAGUAAUGACCUAUAUAUAGCUUUGAGCUCAUUGAGCUUUUGGAACUAUAAACAAUCAGCUUGAUCCUUGGCUACAAGUGCCUGAUAGUUUUCCCCAUGAAUUGAAGUGGGCUUUAGUUGUGAUCCUUUUACUUGUAAUGGAGUCUUGGAGCCGUAUUUCUGAAGGGAAGGGGUUUGUUUCAGAUGAAACAAUUUCACACACUGAUUCAUUUUCUAGAAGUAGAAAUGCUUUGAUGGGUUGGGAGUUGAAAAUCCCCUGUACUUUUGGCAGCAAUGUUUUAGUGUCAGGCCAGCAAGCUAUUGAAAGUCAAGGUUUUGGGGAGUUGGGUUUUCCAGAAAUGAUGGGCAAACAUUUCUCAAAUAAUCCAAUUAGAGAUGUAUUGAGUGGCAGGGUUUAUGGUGAAAGAAGUACUAAUACAACAAGUAUGGCUACCCCAAAUUUUUUUUCAGGAGAAGAUGAAUCAUCUUCAAAGCUUUCAAGCUCUAUUGUGGACUCUAACAGUAGGGAUUCUUCACUCAUUGAUUUAAAACUAGGGAGGUUGGCUGAUAACAGAGAUUUCCGUGAUUCUAAAUUUUCUAAAGGACAUCCCGUAUUGUCUUCAUCCGAAUCAUCGACACCUCCAAAGCGAAUGCGGGUGUCAGGAUUGUAUUCUCAGACCGCCUACUGCCAGGUUUAUGGUUGCAACAAGGAUCUCAGCUCCUCUAAGGACUACCACAAGAGGCAUAAAGUUUGUGAGGCUCACUCAAAGACGGCCAAAGUUAUUGUGAAUGGCAUAGAACAGAGGUUUUGUCAGCAAUGUAGUAGGUUUCAUUUGCUGACUGAGUUUGAUGAUGGUAAGCGUAGCUGUCGUAAACGCCUUGCAGGACACAAUGAGCGUCGGAGAAAGCCUCAAGUGGGGAUUCACUCUGGAAGAGCUGGCAGCAGAUUUCAGGAUAAUAUGUUAACAACUGCAUCUUUUAUCUGCCAAGAGAUACUCCCCAGUGGAAUUUUGGAUGCUGAAAAUUAUGGAACAAGUGACUGGUGCAGGCAUAUAAAAGUUGAAGAUGGGACUCAUUAUAGGCCUUUGUCAGGGGUUCCUGUUACAAAUGGGCAUCUACCUUCGAAACCAGUCUUUCCUUCUUAUGAUAUUGGAAAAUGGUAUCCCCCAUUUCAUGACAAUGGAACUAAUCCUCUAACUGGAAACAUAAUCAUUGAGAAUGGCAAUCAAUAUUCACAUGAUAUGAGAGGCCUAAAUUAUGGUUCACACUCUAUGUUUCAUGAGACCACCACAUUAGGAAGUGAAGACUUCAAUGUGUUCAACACUGCUUCAACUGUACAUGGAUUAUCGGGAAUUUCAGACUCUGGUUGUGCUCUCUCUCUUCUGUCAUCUCAGUCACAGAAAUCUUCAAGCCAUUUGUCAGGAAUUCCCAUGGCUCGUCCCCUGGUCAUGCCGGUCAGCCAUACCAAUUACAGGCCGGUUCAAGGUUCUGAAAAUCUUAUUGGGGGAUGCUCACAUGCCUCCUCAAGUGGGGUGUCAAAUAAAUUCCCUUCUUCAGGAAUGAAUUCUGGAGCUGGGACUCACCUGGGUCCCAUACUUCUAUCUAAUGGCAGUGAUACUGAUCAUUUUGGAAUCUCAGAUGAGAUUUUCCAAGGAUCAGAUUUCUUGAAUGCCAAAGACCGUCUAUCCUGCGAAGAUGGGACCACUAUCGACUUGCUUCAGCUUUCCUCACAGCUCCUACGAGUAGAGGAUCAACGGCAAUCCAUGCAGGUGAAGCAGGAAAGUGAUGCUUUCUGCUGCCUCAGAAUCACUUAAGUGAUCUGCAAAUUAGGAAACAAGGUGCAAAAGCAUGUGGCACUUGGGAACAAAGCUACCAUGGAUCUCCUUGAGAGACAUUGAUAGUA